GGUUUUUGUUUUCUUCUCACACAACAUAUAAACCAAUUUCGAUCAUCCCAUGACCAUCUUUGAUCCCAAAUUCAAAACUUUCACACAAAUUUUAGAUUUUUAUCAGUUAAUUCACACAAUUUCUGGGUUUUGUCUGUUUAUUCCGGGACGGUGAAAUUAAAUCGAAGCAGAUGUGUUAUUUACUCAAAACAAAGGAUGCACACAAGUUGUUCGACAGAAUUCCUCAAUGGAGAUAUCGAAGAAGAGUUGUUCGAAAAAGAAGACACCACGAUUUGGGUUUCUCUUCUCACGUGAUAAAAGCUUCAACAACUCUGUUACGUGGAUCACACGUGAUUAAAGCUUCAUCUUUGUCGUUAUUAUCAUCUCCAUUGAUUUUUCAAAACUUCGCAAACAAGUUUCUAUCUGAAUCAAAAACCCUAGAGAGUGGACACCAAGAAAUCGCAAGAAGCUUGAGAAGAAUUACUCUUUCGUCAACAUGGCGCCUCUUCUUCCUCUUUUAGUCGAAGAUCCUGAGGUCGCAAAAAUCAAGAAACUUGUCCAAGAUUACUUCGCUCAAGGAAAUCACAUCAAGGCAUUGGAGGUAAUCGAAGAUUCGAUAUCAGUCCGUGGGAAGGAAAAGGUUCCAGGAAUGGUUCAUUACCUACAAGGUUCUUUCUUCUAUGAACAAGGAACUAAAACAGAGAACAGUGACAUGAAAUUCCCAUUCUUGUUGGCUUCUGUAGAAUGCUUCUCGCAAGAUUUGGGGGUACACGCUUACUCUGCAAUUGCACUUUUAGAAUUAGGUAAACUGAUUGGCUCAGUAUCAUUUUACAGGAAAGCUUUAAACAAUGCAAAAGAAGGUUUAUCUUUUAUUGCUUCUUUUGGUGGUUUGAGGUUGAGAGAGGAACAUACCAAAAGUAAUCUUGAGAAUGUAGUCCUAGUCGCAGAGUCAAUGAUCCCAAAACUUCAAGGCAGAGUAAGGAGUGACUCGGAUACGGCUGCGGCAGAGUCAAUGAUCCAAGCGGCAGACACAAUGGUGUUACUGCAAAAAAAGUCUGAACCAAAACUUAGGGAGUCAAAGAACAUUCGAGACAGUAUAAGGAGUGACCCGGAUACGGCUGCGGGUAAAAGAUUGAGGUCGUAUUGGGCGAGUAUGGAUGUUGAGAGUAAAAGGAACUUCAUGAAAAUAAGCAUUGAAAAACUAAAAGCUUAUGUCGAGAGAUUACAUGGCAGAGAGGGACUUGAUGCUUUGGAGCAAGUUCUUGAUUCUGCAAAGAUAAACAGAAAAUGGAAAUUUUGGAUGUGUCGAUCUUGUUCACAGAAGUUCUAUUAUCCUAAAAAGUUUAAGAGUCAUCUUGAACAAGAACAUGCUGCAAAAUUUAAACCUUCUACGAAAAAGCAUAUGGCGCAGAUGGUAGACGAAGUCUGGGCUGGUAUGAUAUCGGUUGCAGAUUGGGAACCUGUUGAUGCAGUAGCUGCCGCUGAAAUGAUCAAGACUCAGCUCGAAUUUGUGAAAGAGUUUGUAUAUGAGAAUGGAUGGUCGAAAAACUGGCCUUUAGCUGCGGAUGAAGAACGCAGUAAGUUACUCAAAGAAAUCCAGUUGCUCCUUGUGUCGUUUCGGGAGCAUAAAAUUCUCUCUUGUAGCAUUCGGGAUUGGAUGAUGCAGUUUACGGUUAAGCAUCUUGCACAGUUAGAAAUUUCUGAGCAUACUCUUACUGGGCGCCGCUUAGUGGAAACACCUCAGAGUAUUUGCUUUUUGGAAUGUCAUGAACUCAAUCAAAUCCUAUACCUUCUCAAACGCAUUAACUGUGAAAGGGUUGAUGGUACAGAAUUGGUUUCCAAGGCAACAGACAGUUUAUGUGGUCGUUUGCGAGUUAAAGAAAAGAUCGAGUUUGACCAUGAGUUUUCAUUUAUGCUUCUGGAUAAAAGACUGCUGAGAGGCAAGAUUGCUUCAUUUGAUGAUGAAGGGAUUAUAGAUGUUUUUGAUCAGAGUGUUCACUACACUAAGACGCAUCCUCAGGGCGAUGAUAUCAUAACCUGGUUACUUGACUACCCUUUGCUAGAUGAGAGCUUUGAAUUUCCCAGAUCUAUCAGGGCACACAAUCUUGAAAUAUGGGUGGCUGUUCUGAGAGUCAUUCACUUCACGUGUACGACUUUAGGAACCAAAUAUGCAAAGAAGUUGCAGAUCCUAAGUUAUGAUGCAGCACUUGCUGACGCCAAAAACUUAUGUAUACUCGAAGAUAAAAGGAGAAAAAAUGUUCCAGAAGAUCAAUGGAACACAUAUGCAUCUCUUCUGUGCGAUAAAUGUGACAAGCGUUUAGAAAUAGACGGCGGAGAUUCUCACACUACAAAACUAUGCCUAUGUGCAGUACGAGAUAUUCUUGAAGGAGCAUCACAUCCGGCAUUUGAAUUCUCCGAUCUAGAAGAUUGCCUGACUCUUAUACGUGGGCAUAAAAAUCUCAAUGAUGACAUAGUGUUGAAGUCCAUAGACCUUCUGAAAUCAGUGGUCACCAACAAGGUUCCGGUAGCUGAUUCAAAGAUUUUGCUGGUUGAGAAUUCAAGGAUUAUUUUGCUAAACGACCUCGUCAGGCUUUCUGUUUUUGACUACCGCUCGUAUAUCCUUCACCUGCUGAAACGUUUCCUACGGGAUGAGUUGGAUCGAAUUGUUGAUAUGGAUGCCAAAACCAAGUUCGCUGCAGCACAAGCCGAACAUUUAUUCGAGGAAAAACAAGAGAAGGUGAAGAAGUCAGGGUCAAAUAAGAAGAAAAAUAAAACCAACAAGAGAACUUCAGCGAGCAUGUCGAGUCGUAUUGAUCAGGAUGACGUACACGAAUCUUCUGUCAGCCUUGAACAGGAAGUUACUCCUCCAUCACCAAAAUCAAGGGAAGAAGAUUCUACGGAACCAGAAGGUACUCUUUCAAGUGAAAGGGGUCGAUUCGAAAUUUCAUCCAACACUAAAAGUCAAGACGAAGCUACUAAAGAUAUGAAAAACAUGCCUGGAGAAGAUUUACUAUCUGAAAAUUUGGAGUCAUCACAUAAAGAAGCAACGAGAUACAAUUCGGCUCUUGACAUGACCCUAAAGGCCCUCUUGAACAUCAAGGUUCUUGAAGAGGAUUUGGUGCACAAUCGGCAACCAUUUCACGGAAACCUGGAACAAGUUCCUUGUGCACUAAAAGAUUUCUUUUCUGCUGUUGUCUCGGAGCAGAUAAAAGAAGAUGGACUCUACAGUUACCUACUGAGCAACUUACUUGCUUCGCUAGAAGAAGUUCAUUCCCUGUCAAGUGAUGCUGAUGAGGUAGUCGUCGCCAUCCUUGAGUUUUGGCAUUGGUGGAAAAGUCCAGAAAAAGAAAGCUUGGUAACUCGCCUUUUUACGUUGGAGGAAUAUGAAAGAAUAAGUUGUACAAGAUGCAGAAGGAAGCCAAAUUAUCCAGAGCAAAGUUCUUAUGGAAUUGUUAUGGCUGCAAAUUCAAUUAGAAACCUAAAGUGUGCUUUUGCGAAUAUGAAGUUUGAGGACAUCCUUAAGGUGAUCCGUAUGGAAGAUGAGAUGAUAUGUGAUGCUAAAACAGGAGGAUGUGGAAAGAUAAACUCUGUUCACCACAUUAUAAGUAGAUGCCCGCCUAUCUUCACAAUUGUGUUGGAAUGGGAGAAGAAUGAAACUGAAACAGAAAUAUCUGAAACACUUAAGGCUUUGGACUGGGAGAUAGAUAUCAGCAGGCUAUACGAAGGCUUAGAACCAAACACUAACUACCGGCUUGUGUCAGUGAUUGGUUGUGGUGAAGAAGGAGAACACAUCUGCAUGGCUUAUAAAAGGAACCGGUGGGUCAGCCUCAGACAUGAAACUUUAGGAGAAGAAGGUGUUGGUAACUGGAAGAGUGUGGUCAGAAUCUGUGGAGAAAGGAAGGUUCGUCCAGAGAUUCUAUUCUAUGAAGCUGCUUGAUCGUCGAUCGAUGACAUAAAUAGUGUGACAUAGUUAUAUCAAUAUGGACACCUACCAUUCAUCUAUAAACAGUGACAUGUUAAUAUGAUGCUUGAGAAAGAGUAACAUAGAAUUAGUGACUUUGAAACCAAUUGGGUUAG
Messenger RNA from Arabidopsis lyrata subsp. lyrata, 4056 nucleotides. RefSeq lists its product as uncharacterized. The coding region runs from base 476 to 3916 and encodes 1146 amino acids. Gene Ontology annotation, biological process: protein deubiquitination. Gene Ontology annotation, molecular function: cysteine-type deubiquitinase activity. Lineage: Eukaryota; Viridiplantae; Streptophyta; Magnoliopsida; Brassicales; Brassicaceae. The transcript has 12 exons. The record is from RefSeq and is a predicted model, not a curated record.